AUGGCUGCAGCUGUCGCAUCUUCAGAAGAUGAAACUCAAUCGAAGUCACCAACGAUUUCAUUUAUUAAUUCACAGAAAGGAAAACAAUUGCUAAUAGCAAAUGAAUACAUUUUCAAAUUAAAUAAAACAACAACUACUACAAAAUAUUGGAAAUGUGUAGUUAAUAGUUGCUCUGCUAAAAUUCAUACAGAUGUGAAUGGUCAUUUAGUUAAAAUAAAUGAUGAGCAUAGUCAUCCUUCAGAAAAAGAAACUAUUGAAGUUCGUGAAUUUCGAGAGAAAGUUAAACAACGAGCAGUAAAUGAAACAACACCUAUGUUAGUAUUAACGUACGCAAUAAAACAUCCUUCUCUUAAGUCAGAAUUCUAA
Messenger RNA from Rotaria socialis, 366 nucleotides. Lineage: Eukaryota; Metazoa; Rotifera; Eurotatoria; Philodinida; Philodinidae. The record is from the annotation of a GenBank genome assembly.